Molecule: messenger RNA, 1646 nt
Organism: Brienomyrus brachyistius
Lineage: Eukaryota; Metazoa; Chordata; Actinopteri; Osteoglossiformes; Mormyridae
Product: phenazine biosynthesis-like domain-containing protein 1
Exons: 10
Coding region: 16-936 (306 amino acids)
Biological process (GO): biosynthetic process
Cellular component (GO): cytoplasm
Molecular function (GO): isomerase activity
Source: RefSeq, a predicted model, not a curated record
AGUAUCAUCUGAAGUAUGGAAGCCUCACAAGGAAUAGUUCUGGCUCCAUUGGAGCAAAAAAACAAGGAAGCCAUGGAAAUUCCAGUAUUCACUGUAGAUGCAUUCACCAACCAAGUUUUCAAAGGGAACCCCGCAGCAGUCUGUCUUUUACAAAAUGAAUUACAGGAUCAGGUGUACCAGAAAAUUGCAGCGGAGAUGAACCUUUCCGAGACUGCUUUUAUUUCCAGACUGAAUGUUACAGAUGACUUCGCCACCGCGGCUCGUUUUCGCCUGAGAUGGUUCACCCCAAAAAAUGAAGUCGUCUUGUGCGGGCACGGCACCAUCGCCUCGGCGGCCGUGCUUUUUUACCAUAAAAAAAACCAUAACGCAGUCCUGACUUUUGAGACGCUUAGUGGGGAAUUACACGUCAAAAUGGACGGGGACGCCCUAGUGAUGGACUUUCCCCUAAACAAGCCGACUAUGCAGGACCCAAAUGAAGUUAAAGAUCUUAUUAAAGCUGCAGUUGGAGAACUGCCUGUGCAGGAAGUGCGGUACUGCAGGGCCAUCAGCGAGCUGCUCAUAUGCCUCAGUGACUCAUGUGACAGGGCAGCCUUGAUGUCCCUGCAGCCAGACCCUGCCAGCCUCCUGCAUGCAGAGCCCACCGGGAAGGUGAAGUCACUCAUGGUCACCCUGAAGGGUGAUCCAGUUGCUCAGCCAGCCUAUGACUUUUUCUCAAGGAAUUUUGCUCCCUGGCAAGGAAUUCCUGAGGAUCCUGUAACUGGGUCAUCACACACUGUGUUAGCCAGCUACUGGUCAGAGAAAUUGGGAAAGCAAAGGAUGCUGGCCUACCAAUGCUCCAGUCGAGGGGGGGAGCUUCACCUGCACAUAAAAGACAACAACAGAGUGGACAUUGCUGGCCGUGCAGUUACAGUCCUGAAGGGGGUACUCACACUCUGAACACUUCAGACAGUUCCCGGAUGCUGUCCAACAUUUCCCUCAUACAAAACUCAGAACUGAUCUUGAGAUUUAGGCUGAAAGGAAACUAGCUAGAAAAUACUAAUAAUCUAAAUACUAUUAAAUUUACUAUAAAUAAUUUAUAGUAAAGAUACCCAGACAUUAUUUGGAGAGAAUUUAUUUUUUUAAAAUCAUAGCAAAAAAAAAAAAAAAAAAACUUAGCUUGAAAACAGAGUUGGAAUGUGUAUUUCUUUGUGUCACAUUUUCAAAUAUAAACCAUUGCAAAUCCAGUCAGUAUUAAUACACAAACAUGUAUGUGUCUGAUGUAAUUUUGGGUAAACUAUAGGAACUAAAAAUGUUAAGUGACCCCCUAUAUCACAUUGGAUUUCCAAAAGGUCAAAUGACUGCUCUGUACCAAAACCCGCAAGGCUGUAAGCAGUCUGUAACCUCAUCGACAUCUUCAGUCAGACAGGGCUCUAGCUGGAAUCAAACCAGGAUGGUAAAUAUCAAUGUAUCUUAAAAUGGUUAAAAGCUCAGAUGGGGCUUGAGAGGACUUGUCACCAUCUGCUGAAAUGAAUUCAAGUAAUAUUUUGAAUUAGUGAUAAAACUGACAAAAAGAAAUACGACAUACAAAAGAAAUAACUUUUACCUGACUUGUGAUAAACAGCAACAAUAAAACAGCAACAAUAAAACAAAAGUUUUUAUGCUUAGUA